Penicillium subrubescens is the source of this 6042-nucleotide messenger RNA. Its product is annotated as RNA helicase SLH1. The transcript has a single exon. The coding region runs from base 1 to 6042 and encodes 2013 amino acids. The record is from RefSeq and is a predicted model, not a curated record. Gene Ontology annotation, molecular function: ATP hydrolysis activity; ATP binding; nucleic acid binding. Lineage: Eukaryota; Fungi; Ascomycota; Eurotiomycetes; Eurotiales; Aspergillaceae.
AUGGAUAAUAUAGCAGCAACCGAGUCGCAAUGGCUCGCUCAACUGGCUGCGAUGCGCCAAGCCAUCGCCGACCUGAAGCUCCCGAAAGACCUCCCCCGCGAUUCGAUCAGCUAUGGCAGCGACAUGGAACUGGAUCUCGACGACGAGUACUCCUCCCCCGGAACGGUGGACGAUGUCUGGGAUAUUAUCAGCUCCGAUGACGAGACGGAUAGCGGUCUAGAUGACUAUCACGAAGUGAACGAAAUUCCCGCGCCUCAAAUCACGGCCUACGAUCGGAGUUGGUUGGAAAACAAAUGUCUCGAUGUUGCCAUGAGGAACCCUCAUAUGGAUGCAGCGGAGCUAUCCCAGCAGAUUAUUGCGGCUUUGGCGACCGAUAGUGACGAUGCGGAGCUGCAAAUGGCCCUCGCCGAAAUUGUUGGAUUCGAUGACUUAGACCUGGUCAUUGAGCUUAUUGCGCAUCGGGAGGAAAUACUAUCGGACAAGCCUCAGCGAGUGGAGGCCCAAACAGACGGACUUGCCGCAGGAAGACUUCAAACUCGAGCAGAACGUGAGCAGGCUCUACGGGAGCGUGACUUCCAGCAUAAGAAUGCUCCUUUGCUGGCGGCACAAACUCGAUCUGAGCCUCACUACCCGCAUGUGUUCAAGCUCCAUACGUCUGGUAACCUUCUCUCUGCCAACGGGAGGAAAUACGGUCUGCCUGUUGGAAGCAGAGAAAUCGAGGAGCCGAAAUAUACGGAGUUCGAAAUUCCAGCCUCUAGUGUCGGAGCAGUGCGACCGAACCAGAAGCUGGUGGAAAUUGCUGGGUUGGAUGGUCUCUGCCGAGGAACAUUCAGUGGCUACAAGGCUCUGAACCGCAUGCAGAGCUUGCUGUACGAAGUUGCCUACAAGACAAACGAGAACAUGCUCAUCUGUGCGCCUACCGGUGCUGGUAAAACGGACGCCGCUAUGCUUACCAUUCUCAAUGCGGUUGGGAAGAACACCUCACCCAAUCCGCUGGAGCAACCGGACGCGACCGAGUUCACCGUCCAAGUGGACGAUUUCAAGAUUGUCUAUGUUGCUCCCAUGAAGGCCCUGGCUGCGGAAGUCACUGAGAAGCUGGGAAAGCGCCUAGCUUGGCUUGGAAUCCAAGUUCGCGAACUUACUGGUGAUAUGCAGCUAACCAAGCGGGAAAUCGUCGAGACUCAAAUCAUUGUCACCACCCCUGAAAAAUGGGAUGUGGUGACUCGCAAGAGCACUGGAGACACAGAGCUUGUGCAGAAGGUGCGGUUGCUCAUCAUUGACGAAGUCCACAUGCUUCAUGAUGAGCGUGGUGCCGUUAUUGAAUCGCUGGUCGCCCGAACUCAACGUCAGGUCGAGAGUACCCAGUCGUUGAUCCGUAUCGUCGGUCUUUCCGCCACACUUCCAAACUAUGUCGACGUGGCAGAUUUCCUCAAAGUCAACAAGAUGGCUGGCUUGUUCUUCUUUGACUCAUCCUUCCGUCCAGUGCCUUUGGAGCAGCACUUCAUCGGAGUCAAGGGCAAGCCCGGAUCUAAACAAUCCAGGGAGAACAUUGACACGGUUGCCUUUGAAAAGGUUCGCGACAUGGUGGAGAGAGGGCAUCAAGUCAUGGUUUUCGUGCAUUCGCGCAAGGAUACGGUUAUGACUGCUCGGAUGUUGAAGCAAAUGGCUGCGGAAGAUGGGUGCGAGGAUCUGUUCAGCUGUCAUGAUCACGAGGAUUACUCCAAUGCUCUACGGGAUAUGAAACAUGCGCGUGCCCGUGAGCUUCGCGAUCUCUUUGCUAGCGGCUUUGGAACACAUCACGCUGGUAUGAGUCGCAGCGACCGGAACCUCAUGGAACGCAUGUUCUCUCAAGGCUUGAUCAAGGUCCUCUGCUGUACAGCUACACUCGCAUGGGGUGUUAACUUGCCGGCUGCCGCGGUAGUCAUCAAGGGAACCCAGCUGUACAACCCCCAGGAGGGUAAAUUCGUUGACCUCAGCAUUCUCGAUGUGCUGCAGAUCUUUGGUCGUGCUGGUCGCCCACAGUUCCAGGAUACCGGUAUUGGCUUCAUCUGCACCACCCAUGACAAGCUGCAACAUUAUCUGUCUGCCGUCACUGCACAGCAGCCGAUCGAGUCAAAAUUCUCGAGCCGACUCGUUGAUAAUCUAAAUGCCGAGAUUUCCUUGGGAACUGUAACCUCUGUCUCCGAAGCAGUACAGUGGCUGGGCUAUUCAUACCUGUUUGUUCGCAUGAAACGCGAGCCUCGAAAUUAUGGCAUUGAGUAUGCCGAGCUUCGUGAUGACCCGAUGCUGGUGCAAAGACGCCGGCAGUUGAUUAUCCAAGCUGCGCAGACUCUUCAAAAGAGCCAGAUGAUCAUCUUCAAUGAGAAAACCGAGGACCUCAAGGCCAAGGAUGUCGGUCGCAUCGCGAGUCAAUAUUACGUGUUGCAAACAAGCAUUGAAAUUUUCAACGAUCAGAUGCGUCCCCGGUCGGGCGAAGCUGAUGUGCUAAGGAUGAUCAGUUUGAGUGGUGAAUUCGACAACAUUCAGUCCCGCGAAAGUGAAUCGAAGGAACUGCAACGCCUCAGGGAUGAAGUCAUCCAGACCGAGGUCGAAGGAGGAAACGACACCCCACAUGCAAAGACUAACAUCUUGCUCCAAUCCUACAUUUCUCGUGCUAGGAUCGAAGACUUCGCUCUAGUUUCCGAUAUGGGCUACGUUGCACAGAAUGCGGCUCGUAUCUGUCGUGCGCUGUUCAUGAUCGCCCUGAACCGACGUUGGGGAUACCAAUGCCAGGUUCUGCUGUCUUUGUGCAAGUCAAUUGAGAAGCAGAUUUGGCCUUUCGAUCAUCCAUUCCACCAAUUUGAUUUACCACAACCUGUUCUGAGGAACCUCGAUGAAAGGCUGCCCACAUCAUCCAUUGAGUCGAUGCGGGAGAUGGAACCGACUGAGAUUGGACAGCUUGUUCAUAAUCAAAAGAUGGGCAAGGUUCUUACGAAGCUCUUGGACAAUUUCCCUACGCUCAGCGUCGAGACGGAGAUUGCGCCUCUCAACCGCGAUGUCCUUCGCAUUCGCCUUUCCAUAUACCCCGAGUUUAGUUGGAAUGACCGCCAUCAUGGAGCUUCUGAGUCCUUCUGGGUCUGGGUCGAGAACUCCGAGACUUCGGAGAUAUAUCAUCAUGAGUAUUUCAUCCUCAGCCGCAAGAAGCUUUACCAUGACCACGAGCUCAACUUCACCAUUCCAUUAUCUGAUCCCCUGCCGAGCCAGAUCUACGUUCGCAUUAUCUCUGAUCGCUGGCUGGGUGCAGAGACCGUCAGCCCUGUGUCUUUCCAGCAUUUGAUUCGCCCAGACACGGAAAGUGUAUACACCGAUCUGCUGAACCUGCAGCCGCUCCCCAUCUCUGCUCUUCAGAAUCCAAUCCUGGAGGAAGUCUAUGGCCAGCGGUUCCAGUUCUUCAACCCUAUGCAGACUCAGAUCUUCCAUCUGCUAUAUCACACUUCAGCCAAUGUCCUUCUUGGAUCGCCCACCGGUAGUGGAAAGACCGUGGCCGCUGAGCUGGCAAUGUGGUGGGCAUUCCGCGAGAAGCCCGGAUCCAAGGUUGUGUACAUCGCCCCAAUGAAGGCCCUGGUGCGCGAGCGUGUCCAAGAUUGGCGUAAACGCCUAACGGGUGCGAUGGGUCUGAAGCUUGUGGAGUUGACCGGUGACAACACCCCGGAUACGCGCACCAUUCGAGAUGCAGAUAUCAUCAUUACGACUCCUGAGAAGUGGGACGGUAUCUCUCGUAGUUGGCAGACCAGAGAUUACGUGCGCAAGGUCAGCCUUGUGAUCAUCGACGAGAUCCAUCUCCUGGGAGGUGACCGUGGUCCUAUUCUGGAAAUUAUUGUGUCUCGUAUGAACUACAUUGCCUCCCAGUCCAAGGGCUCUGUCAGACUCAUGGGUAUGUCCACUGCCUGUGCCAAUGCCAGUGAUCUUGCCAAUUGGCUUGGUGUCAAGGAGGGACUAUACAACUUCCGCCACUCCGUCCGUCCAGUCCCUCUCGAGAUUUUCAUUGAUGGAUUCCCCGAGCAGCGAGGCUUCUGUCCUCUGAUGCAAUCCAUGAACCGUCCUACAUUCUUGGCCAUCAAGAACCACUCUCCUGAGAAACCGGUGAUCGUCUUUGUUGCAUCUCGUCGACAGACCCGUCUUACUGCCAAGGAUCUGAUCAACUACUGUGGUAUGGAAGACAAUCCUCGCCGCUUUGUCCGAAUGUCUGAAGAUGAUCUUGAGUUGAACCUUGCGCGCGUCAAGGACGAUGCCCUACGAGAAUCUCUCAACUUUGGCAUUGGCCUGCAUCAUGCAGGUCUGGUGGAGUCUGAUCGACAGUUGGCCGAGGAGCUUUUUGCAAACAACAAGAUCCAGAUUCUGGUUGCAACCAGUACUCUUGCAUGGGGUGUCAAUCUUCCAGCUCACCUUGUUGUGGUCAAGGGCACCCAGUUCUUCGACGCCAAGAUCGAGGGCUACCGCGACAUGGAUUUGACUGAUGUUCUCCAAAUGCUUGGUCGUGCCGGUCGUCCGCAAUUCGACAACUCUGGUAUUGCCCGUAUUUUCACUCAAGACUCGAAGAAGGCCUUCUACAAGCAUUUCCUGCACACUGGCUUCCCAGUCGAGUCUACGCUCCACAAGGUCUUGGACAACCAUUUGGGUGCCGAAGUUUCUGCUGGAACGAUCGGGACGAAGCAAGAUGCGCUUGAUUAUUUGACCUGGACAUUCUUCUUCCGCCGUCUCCACAAGAACCCAUCUUACUAUGGCCUUGAGAUUUCCGCCGAAGAACAGAACACGAUGGCAGCUCAGGCUACCGCUCAAGAGUUCAUGAUUGAUCUAGUUGACAAGUCGCUCAAUGACUUGGCCGAGUCGUCCUGUGUGCUCGUGAAUUCUGCCACUGGCGAAGUCGAUUCUACCCCCUUCGGCAAGAUCAUGAGUUACUACUACCUCUCACACAAGACCAUUCGGUACUUGAUGUCCCAUGCAAAGCGUGAGCCUACCUUCCAAGAUGUUCUAAGCUGGAUGUGUUCUGCCACCGAAUUCGACGAGCUGCCCGUCCGCCACAAUGAAGAUCUCAUCAACGCUGAGUUGGCUCAGAAUCUGCCACUGUCCACUGAGUCUAUGGGUGAUAUCCCAAUGUGGGAUCCCCACGUCAAGGCCUUCCUAUUGCUACAAGCGUAUAUGUCUCGCAUCGACCUCCCCAUCUCCGAUUACGUCGGUGACCAAACAUCCGUUCUGGAUCAGGGUAUUCGUAUUAUCCAGGCCUCUAUCGAUGUCAUGGCUGAGCUUGGAUAUAUUCCCGCGUGCGAAAUGUUUGUCACUCUUCUGCAGUGCAUCAAGUCUGCCCGUUGGCCAGAGGAUCAUCCACUGUCUAUUCUGCCUGGCAUUCCAGUCGAAAAGCCGCCUCGCGGGCUUCCAUCUUCGCUUGCCAAACUGUCUUCGCAGCCCAAGUCUGCCUUCUUCGAUUUGGCGAAGAAAUUCAAUCUUCAUCCUGGAUUCACCAAAGCGGCUCCUUACCUGCCGAAUCUUUCUGUCCUUGUCAAUGGUAUCACUGCGAAGGGAUUAAGUGUCUCUAUCACUCGUCGCAACCCAUCUGCAAAUGCGGAUCACCGCAUCUACGCCCCUAAGUUCCCGAAGCCACAAACUGAGGGUUACUUCCUCAUCGUCUGCAGUGCUCGUCCAGAUGGAUCGGAUGGCGAGUUGCUCGGUCUGAAACGAAUUUCAUGGCCAUCUUCCAGGCAGAACGGUGACUACAAGUCUCGCGGGGGUGCUGGUGCUGGUUCCAGUCGCGGCGGAGGCUCUCAUGGCAAAGCCCGCGGAGACAAUGGCACACUUAAUGUCCGCUCGAUUGUCAAGUUCCCUGCCGGUCCCUUGGCUGAGUCUUUGUCACUGACUACUGGUGGGGUCACUCGGGUUAAUGUCAAGGUCAUCAGUGACUGUUAUCCUGGCAUGAUAUGGGCACUGCCUAAUGUGGAGGUUGAGGUGGCAUCAAGUGCACCGACCCAGUCGGUUGAGCCUUCUUCUAGUGUGAGCCUCAAAGGCUGA